Messenger RNA from Eutrema salsugineum, 904 nucleotides. RefSeq lists its product as uncharacterized. Bases 215 to 736 code for a protein of 173 amino acids. The transcript is spliced from 3 exons. NCBI's taxonomy places the organism in Eukaryota, Viridiplantae, Streptophyta, Magnoliopsida, Brassicales, Brassicaceae. The record is from RefSeq and is a predicted model, not a curated record.
CUACCUUCCAUUUUUCCCCAACUUCUUAGAAAAAAGUUUCCAAGACAUAAAGAGUACUUUGUAUUGAACAAUAAAUAAAUAAAAGGUGAAAUACCGAUUUCAAAAAAUAGGUAAAGUGUCUUUUCCCAUUAGGCGAGACGAUCAAAUCUGAGCAAACAAGGUUGUCUUUAUAUCUAAAGAAGCAUUUUGCGAAAGAGAAGAGAGUAAAGUGACCAUGGCGUCGAAGAUUGUCUCAGCCAUAGUCUUUGUGUUCAACCUCAUUGCCUUUGGUCUCGCCGUUGCUGCUGAACAAAGAAGAAGCACUGCAAGGGUUAUGCAGGACACUGAGGUGCAAUACAACUACUGUGUGUAUGAUUCGGACAGAGCCACAGGGUAUGGAGUUGGAGCCUUUUUGUUCUCAGUGGCUAGUCAACUUCUUAUCAUGCUCGUUAGCCGCUGCUUCUGUUGUGGAAAGCCUCUCAAGCCUGGUGGUUCACGCGCUCUUGCCCUCGUUCUCUUCAUUGUCAGCUGGAUGUUCUUCUUGAUAGCGGAGAUAUGUCUAUUAGCUGGAUCCGUAGAAAAUGCAUACCACACCAAGUACAGGACAAUGUUUAUGGACAAUCCUCCUGAUUGUCAAACUCUUCGAAAGGGCGUCUUCGCUGCAGGCGCCUCUUUCGUCUUCUUCAACGCCAUUGUCUCUCAGUUCUAUUAUUUCUACUACUCCUCUGCUGCUGAGGCCUCCCUCUCGCCUUACUAGAGGAUUAACCAACAUAAUAAGUUUGUUUCUUUUCUAUGUGCUAAUAUCAUAUUUUGGGGUUGUUGUUUCAUUUUUAUGUAUGACUGCAAAAUAUGUAAAGUUGAGGGUACAACUAUGAGUUUUGUAGACUGAUUUGUAUGGAAUUGAAUUGAAAUGUUGUUUUUGCAA